AUGAUUCGACAACUCCAUGUUAUCGUUAUACUCUAUGUUGUCUCACAGAAUUACAUAUACGCUCAAGAUUUUUUUCAAGCACAACUGUCUCCAUCAACGCUCACAUCGGUUCCUUACUUAGGAGGUUCGGUAUCGGUUUAUGAACAUAAACAAAAUCGUUCUCGACUCUUUGCAAUCCCGUUAGCCGUACUAGACACCAAUCAAACAAAAAUUCACUACAAUUUAUUGGUUGAAAAACACAUCUUGACAUUGCCAUUGGUGCUUUACACAAAUGAAUUGCGUCGAACAAUCUUAGACUACUUGUCACAUACGCAAAAUCGAUGCAGUUCAAAGCAGGAAGUAUGCGAUAUAUCGAUGGUUCCAACUGAACAUCUACGUGUUCUAUGGACACGUACAAAUCCAUUCUCAUCGAAUUAUAAAUUAGAUACAACUUGGCAACCGAAUACUGCGCUUCUAAAUGAAUUUGAUGUACAAAUCGAGUGUCCUACAAUUUUACAGUACAGUACACAGACAGAGAAGCACACAAGUAAAACAGUGACAAUUACGGGACAUCAUUUAAUGAAAACAAAGAUGUUUUCGGCAUUGAAGCAGUUGCCGUCAGCGACAGCCGACAAUCACGAACGCUAG
Messenger RNA from Adineta ricciae, 627 nucleotides. The record is from the annotation of a GenBank genome assembly. NCBI's taxonomy places the organism in Eukaryota, Metazoa, Rotifera, Eurotatoria, Adinetida, Adinetidae.